Juglans regia (Persian walnut) is the source of this 609-nucleotide messenger RNA. Its product is annotated as protein FAR1-RELATED SEQUENCE 4-like. The record is from RefSeq and is a predicted model, not a curated record. The transcript has a single exon. NCBI's taxonomy places the organism in Eukaryota, Viridiplantae, Streptophyta, Magnoliopsida, Fagales, Juglandaceae. The coding region runs from base 1 to 609 and encodes 202 amino acids.
AUGGGAUCUCCGAGGCCAUUUAUCACUACAAGCUCUACAACGAGCGUAAGUGUUGGUCAAGAAGAUAGACCCUGUUGUCUGGAAACUGAAGCGUCAUGUACGUCUGCUAGAGUUGAUGACAAAAUUCUGUUAGAUAGACCAGAUGAACGGGAAACUGACGAUGGCACUACCGGUAUACCACAGGUAAUGCCAUCGUCGGAUGGUGAUGAUAUCAUUAAGAAGCCAAAGUUUGGGAUGAAGUUCAAUUCGUUUGAAGAUUUGUUGAGCUAUUAUAAGCAUUAUGCUAAAAAAUGCGGGUUUUGGGUGAUGACACAAAGGGGUGAGAGGUCAGAGGAUCAAAGUGUCAGAUAUGUCAUCCUUGGUUGUGCACGUGGAGGAAAGGCUCGGAAUAGCAGUUUCAAUGUCGCCAACCCACGUUCGACGGGAAAGACGGACUGUAAGGCAAUGAUUAAUGCCUUAAGAGUUGAGGGAAAUAUGCAGUUGACAACAGUCCAUAAUACACAUAAUCAUGGCCUCAGCCCACAGAAAUUCCGCUACUUUCGAUGUAAUAGAGAAGUGAGUGAGACCGUUAAAAGAGUCCUAGACACAAACGACUUAGCUGGUAUCUGA